Molecule: messenger RNA, 3753 nt
Organism: Pleuronectes platessa (European plaice)
Lineage: Eukaryota; Metazoa; Chordata; Actinopteri; Pleuronectiformes; Pleuronectidae
Gene: slc22a31
Product: solute carrier family 22 member 31
Exons: 9
Coding region: 31-1911 (626 amino acids)
Biological process (GO): transmembrane transport
Cellular component (GO): membrane
Molecular function (GO): transmembrane transporter activity
Source: RefSeq, a predicted model, not a curated record
UCUCUCCGGACUGUGCGCCCUCACUGCGCCAUGGCCACCGACACAUGCGCCUCCGCUCACCUCCUCAUGGACUACGAGUCGCAGCUCUUCCCUUACACCGGCGGCUACGGACGCUACAACCGCGUCGUGGUCGUGUUCAGCUGGCUGCCCAACUUCGCGGUCAUGCUGAACCUCUUCAGCGACGUCUUCUUCACGCUGCUCCCGGACUCGUACCACUGCAAGCCGGACCCGCUGCUGCUGCCCUCCACCUUCCUCCUCAGCAACUUCUCCAGGCAGCGCUACUUCAACCUCACCAUCCCCUGGGUGAACGGCUCCGGCCUCAGCCACUGUGAGCUCUUCAAGUACCCGGCCAACACGUCGGAGCUCGCCGACACCGUGCCCAGGGAGAGGGUGUCCUGCACCCAGGGGUGGGAGUACAGCAGCUCAGCGGGGCUCCAGAGCAACUUUGUCACCGAGUGGAACCUGGUUUGCAGCAACUACUGGAAAAUCCCUUUGCAGCACAUCUGUUUCAUGACAGGGUGGAUUCUGGGAUACAUCUUCAUCGGUACAUUAUGUGACUGGUUGGGUCGUCGGCGAGGUUUCCUCCUCUCCAUCGUUCUGUCCAGUCUGCUGGGGGUCGCCGUGUGUUUGUCCAGCAGCGCUGUGGUGUUCCUGCUGCUGCGUCUGGCUCAAGGCGUCAUGCUCGCCGGGGUGCUCGUGUCCUCGUACAUCGCCAGGCUGGAGCUGUGUGAUCCUCCUCACCGGCUCAUGGUUGCCAUGGUCAGUGGCUUCUUUGCCGUGUUUGCCGAGCUGCUGUUGCCGUGUCUCGUUCUGUUGUGCCGAGAUUGGCCCAUUUUGCAGGCUGUGAUCACGCUGCCUCUGCUCCUGCUGCUUUCCUAUUGGUGCUGUGAGUCCGUGUUUCCUGAGUCUCCUCGCUGGCUGCUGGCCACCGCUCAGAUCCCUCAGCUGAAGAGGAGCCUCCAGGAGUUCUCCACCAGAAAUGAUGUUUGUCUGCAAGAUGACAUCUACCCCGGUGAAACUCUCCUGUCAGAGAUAGAUUCAACAUAUGGAGACGAGUGUCGACCGAGCUACCACUCGGUUCUGGAGCUGCGCGGGUCUCGUGUGAUCUGGAAGAACUGCCUCAUCCUCAGCUUCACUCUGUUUAUUGGAACAGGCAUUCAGUACUGUUUCACCAGAAACCUGCACCGUUACUCCACCAACUUCUACUUCAGCUACUUUCUCCGGGUCAUCACCGGAGCGAUGGCCUGCAUCUUCAUCUGUUUGUCUGUCAAUCGCUUCGGGCGCCGUGGGAUUCUCCUGCUGUCCGCUAUCAUCACUGGGCUGUCGUCCCUGCUGCUGCUGGCCCUCACUCAGUACCUGCGUGGAGGCCUGGUGCUGGUGCUCUCUGUCGUGGGCCUGCUGUUCUCUCAGGCUCUCGCUAUGCUCAGUGUGUUCUUCGCCUCUGAGGUGAUGCCCACUGUCAUUCGAGGUGGAUGCCUCGGCCUGGUUCUGGCAGCAGGUUGUGUCGGCAUGGCCGCCUCCUCCCUGAUGGAGCUCCAGAACAACAGCGGCUACUUCCUCCACCAUGUCAUUUUUGCCUCCUUCGCCGUCCUCUCCGUCCUCUCCAUUAUGCUGCUUCCAGAAAGCAAACGCAAGCCGCUCCCUGACUCCCUGAAGCAGGGCGAGAACCAGCGGCGACCUCCGCUCUUCCUGGCCCGGCCCGACCGGGACAACCUGCCUCUGCUGUGCAGCCGGCCCCCUCUGGCGUCUUACAACCCAGACAACUACUCCCGCUUGUUUUCAGCCACCAGGAAGAUGUUGACUAAACAGGAUUUGCCGUAUCAGAUUUCUCAGCCAGCUCUGUCCCCUCUGCUGUCGAGUAGUGAAACACAGGGACAAGACAAAGAGACGCAGAGGGCGGAUGUACCUUAAGAGCCUCCUCAUCCUCCUCUGUGAAAACGUGGAUUAUCCCUCCUCCUUCAUACCUCUGAUGGUUUUACCUUCAUCCUUAAGUGAAUUAUUGUCUCAGGCACUGGACGCUCCAAACCCAGCAGAGGAACUGGCCACAGCUUGGAUUCUUUGAACUUUAGAGCGAUAACUCCAAGUUUGUUCUCAGCAAAAUAUCAGUAUCUUCCUGUCGUGUUUUACACUUGAAGCCGUUACCGUGUGGUGAUAUUUUCUCCCGUGGAUUCAGCUUUUUUUGGAGGCUACAAAAGCCUCCGCUGAACUGUGAGUGUGCACGUUGUGUGUCUUUGUGCUGUCGACUCCUUGCUGUCGAGGUUAACACUCCUCUGGAAAGUCCAGGUGAGGUCACGCUGCUUGAUUUGAGGUUUUCAAACCCAAUUGUUUUAGUUUCCCCAGAGAAGCUCGCUCCACCGUGCGGCUGCUGUAAAUCAUCACGGAAUCAUGUGAGCAUCGGCCCUUUGUCCAUUUCUUAACAACUCAUGCACUUUUCAUUAAGUCUGUUCAUCUGAUUCACCAGCAGUGUCUCCGUGCUGAGAGGACACACAAGAGUGGUUCAUGCUGUAGUAGGGAAAGUCCUGUGUUUACCCAGGAAACCCACAAGAGGAUGCUAGAUGAUACACUGGUCACUGGCUCUCAUUAUCCUGUGAUAGACAAUAUUAUUAUUAUCAAUAGGAAUAAAACUUGAGCACAGUUAGGAUGUAAAGCACAUAAUUUAUCUACCUCAGAUUCGUAAAGUCUGUUAUUCUCUGCUCACAAAGAAGAGUUUAAAACCACAACCUUCACUCAGGAGUAAGAAUCUGUAUUUAAAUGAAAAGUAAGAACAAUGUGACAUUAUCAAUAAAGAUAUUGUAUAAUAUUUUUCCAUAUUGCCCAGCCCUAAUUUAUUCCUUAGCAUUUUAAUGGUGAAACCACUAACAAGCUCUGAUAAUCAGAGUUUUUCACUUUGAAGUAUUGAACACCACAUACAAAACAGUAUUUUAAAGGUGAAAUUUUAUAAUAGUUUUCUCUGUAAAAAAAAAAAAAACAAUCUGCCUUAAACCCUUGAGUCUGUAUUCUUACACGUUUCUCAGUAUUUAAUGUUAGAAAUUACGAGAUUCUGCAUUUACAGUCUGAAAAGUGAAUGUAAUUAGGUUUUUGCUGUCACUGAAAGGAUGUUAAACUGUGUGCGUGUGUGUGCGCGCUACAAGAAAAACACAUACUGGCUCAGCCUUCAUGAGAUGUUACUCUAUUUUUUACAAUAAUUCACUUUCAAUGUGCAAACAACAUUUGUAUGAACUUAAAUUCAUAUAGUUAGUAACUGAUUGUUUAAUUUUUUUAAUCAUCAAUCUUAUGUUUAUUUGUUUAAAAUAUGAUUUUGAUGUUAAAAACUGUAGGAAUUAAGGAAUGUCACCUUUUUGCGUUUUAACUAUCAUGCCAUCAGUUCACAGAUCGAAAUCAUGUUAAUAUUUUCAAGCAAAGUUGAGCAACUCAUCUAGAAAUUAAAUUGAAAAGGUGUAAAUCUGCAGUGACUCGUUUAUCUCUCAGGUGCAUUACCCUCUCAAACCACUAGGUGGAGCACUUCUCCUAGAAAUAUGGACAUUCUGGUGUCUUGGACUGUUUUUAUGUUGUUUUGACUUCAUGUCCUGAUCGUCUUUUUAAAAGUUUCAUGUAAUACAGAUGUUCAAUACAGAUGAAACGUUGACUCAGGCCUGAACAACUUCAACUUGAUGUGAUCAUUUCUGUUUGAUUUUAACUGUGACACUGUAACUGAAUCAAACCUGUUGAAGUCCAUUAAAAUCAGAUAAGACCCCAUCUGUCCAACCCGAUUGA